Messenger RNA from Polistes dominula (European paper wasp), 1421 nucleotides. It is a transcript of the gene Mppe, whose product is annotated as Metallophosphoesterase. Gene Ontology annotation, molecular function: hydrolase activity. Lineage: Eukaryota; Metazoa; Arthropoda; Insecta; Hymenoptera; Vespidae. Gene Ontology annotation, biological process: GPI anchor biosynthetic process. The record is from RefSeq and is a predicted model, not a curated record. Gene Ontology annotation, cellular component: endoplasmic reticulum.
UCUGGAAACCCUACAGCUUACUCUUCAGUGAAAGAGGGUUGUAAUCCUAAUAUAUGUAACAUAUAAAAGUGUAUAUAUAAAUUCUAUUAUUCUCUAAUUAAAAUUCUGGGAACAUUAAAAUGUACUUAAAUAAUUAUUCAAAUUAACAAUGAUAUGAGAAUAUUGGAAAUUAGUUCAUUUAUAUCAGAAUUAUAAAUUUAGAAGUGUUGAUAUUAAAAAAAAAAAAAAAUAAAAUAAAAAACAUUAAAAUGUUGAGGCGAAAUAGAUUGAAACAUAAAAUAAUUUGUAUCAGUACCAUUAUAUUUAUCACUAUUAUUUAUAAUGAAUAUCUUGAAUAUGAGAUACAAAAAUUUAAAUGGACUUUGCCAGAUUGUACAGAUUGCGUUAAAGUACUUUUAGUAGCGGAUCCGCAAAUAUUAGGAGAGAAAAAUGAGAAUUAUAUGGGCUCAUGGGCAGCAAGAUGGGAUAGCGAUAGGUACUUAGAAAAAACCUUCUCAAGAGUUUUAAAAUACUCUCAACCAAAUGUUAUAGUAUUUCUUGGUGAUCUCAUGGAUGAAGGCCACAUCUCUGACGCAGAAAAAUUUAAUACAUAUAAAAAAAGAUUGGAUUAUAUAUUUCAAACUUCUGAUGAUAUAAUGAAAAUCUAUUUACCUGGUGACAAUGAUAUCGGAGGAGAAGAAAAUAAGGUUUCAAUGAAUAUUCAUAACAGAUUUCAUUAUGCGUACACUCAGCCCGACGUGUUAGUUUAUAAACGUGUUACAUUUUUUAAGGUUAACAGAUUGACUCAGUUUAUACCAGAAGCUCCUAAGGAUGCAUUUCUUAAUGAUUAUGCUGAAAGAAAUACAACCAAUGUUGUACUUAGUCAUAUACCAUUAUUAUUUAUGCCAGGAAGUUUUGUACAAAAUAUGAUCAAAGAGUUAUCACCACAAAUUAUUUUUACUGCACAUGAACAUAAAGCGUUGCACAUUAGUUUGGAUACGAUGACUGAUCAAUUAAGUGAAAUUUGGGUUCUUCCACCUGACGAGACACCUCUUUAUCAAUUAAGAAUGGAUGUAGGUGAUAUCCAUGAAGUUCAAAUACCAACAUGCUCUUAUAGAAUGGGCACUCGUAAUAUGGGUUAUGGAAUUGCUUAUAUUGAUACUCAAGAAAAAAUAGUGCAAUUUACAAUUCUAUGGUUGCCAAAUAGGUUGUUGCAGCUGAAGACUUAUAUUUUUAUUAUAAUACUAAUGAUAUUAUUUUUAAUGUGUUCUUGUAUAUGCAGCUGUUGCUUCAAGACUCAUACAACAUAUAAUCGUAUACCCACCAUUUCGCAGUACAGUAAAUCAUAAAUCGUUAAUAUUCAAAAAUUUGAUUAAUUCUUAUUUAGUGCGACAGUAAUCCGUCCAAGUAAUGUGAUUGUUCUAUCAUCCACAUUGGAUAUU